AUGGUUGAUGCGAGCUACCACAACAAUAUGAACGUAACUGAUGUAUACAAUAGCAAGUGGCUCAAAAUGCUUGGAUGGAAACCAAACAUAACAAUUACGGUUGAUAUUUCAAAGAAUUUACAGUUCAUAAAUUAUGCAGACAAUUACUUCCAUAAUAUAAAUCUCAAGGACUCGUCUACAGUUCGCGUAAAUGUUACUGCUAAAAACUUGCAAGAAUUAAAUUUAUCCAAUACAAAUUUUCCUAUAAGGUACAUUUAUGAGGCCGAUACCCCAAACUUAGAAGUACUUGAUAUUACUGGUAGCACAUGUCAAACGAUAUACGUUCAUUUAUUUGAAAAAGCAACAAAACUAAGGAAAAUUGUUGCCGAAAAUAUAAAGCUUAAUUUCGAUGAAUUGGAAAGCAUUUUCUAUAGUCUUAAAAACCUGGAAGAGCUAGAUGUUUAUAAAAGUAAUUUACGAAACAUUCCACCAACUUUAUUAAAAUACCAAACAGUUUUAUUUCGUCUGAACUUGGACGAAAAUUUCUUUCCGUCCUUUCCAGCUACGUUGAAAUAUGUACAGAAUUUAAAAGAGCUAUAUAUUCGUUUUAACAAAAUAACAUACAUCACUGAGUCAGACUUUGUUACCUUUAAGAGAUUAGGAAAAGCAAAGAUUUUUAUUCAAGGCAAUCCAAUAAACUGUGAUUGUUUACAUGUUCAAUCACUUAAAUGGAUAAAAGAAAUUCAGCACUUAUUCAUGGACCUUAAUGAAACCCUUUGCAGUGAAAAGAGUUCAACAGUGUUAGAAAUUAUUCAAGAAAAGACCUUUGAGGAAUUUGUCAAAAAUUGCCAAACAGACACGUGGCUGGCCUUGUCUAUUUUGAUGUUAUUAAUUCUAAUUGUUACAAUCACUGUUGUUUUCCUUGCCAAAAAAUAUCGUGUUCAUAUUGAUUAUGUUAUUCUGAAGUUACGUAGCAGAUGGAAAGGCGUAUAUUCCGUCGAAAGUGGGGACUUUCAGUUUGAUGCUUUUAUAUCUUAUGCUGAAGAUGACUAUAGAAUUGUAAGCACUACAUUAUAUCAAACGCUAACACAAAGAGGAUUUCAAAUAAGUUUUCCAGAUAAAGAUUUCAUUCCUGGAAUAUCCAAAGCGGAUGAAUUGCUCCGGUGUGUUGACAAAAGUAGAAAAGUUGUGUUUAUCAUCACUGAAAACUUUCUUGCCAAUGGUUGGAAUUCUUACGCGGUCCAGAUGACGGUAACGCAUUCGUUUCAUAAUAAUCGGAGACAGUCCAUCAUCGUGAUAAUUAAGGAUAAUAUAACCAUACAAAGAAUGCCAAAAGACUUACGAUAUAUCUGGUGGUCCAUUGUGAGUAUAAGAUGGCCGGAAACAAGUGAUCUGAUGGAACAGUUUUGGGAUGAACUUGAUCGUGCCUUAAAAUCGGUUUAA
Saccostrea cuccullata (small rock oyster) is the source of this 1422-nucleotide messenger RNA. Its product is annotated as toll-like receptor 4. The record is from RefSeq and is a predicted model, not a curated record. Gene Ontology annotation, cellular component: plasma membrane. The transcript has a single exon. Gene Ontology annotation, molecular function: transmembrane signaling receptor activity; protein binding. Gene Ontology annotation, biological process: toll-like receptor signaling pathway; inflammatory response; immune response. Bases 1 to 1422 code for a protein of 473 amino acids. NCBI's taxonomy places the organism in Eukaryota, Metazoa, Mollusca, Bivalvia, Ostreida, Ostreidae.